GGAGACUAGGAGGGACUGUCUGGAAUACGUCUCAAAAAGAAGAAAAAAGGGACUGUCCGGCAGAGGAGGGAUUCCUCCAACAGAGGAGACCGGCGAGAAGGGAAGAAGCGAAAUCCCCUUCCGUGGAUUACAUAUUAGGGUUUGGGUUCGGCGAUGAUCUCGAUUGCCGGUGGAGAUGCUGCACGGGAGGACCCCCGUUCAAUUCGAUCCAGAGUUCGGCUCCGGCGCUGGUGACAGUGAUGAAGGGCCGUCUUUCACACCGUCCUCUGCGCGUGCUACGGUCUGGCCGCCAUCGGAUUCAUCACACGAGCUCGCGGACCAGGAGGAUUACAGAGUCAGCGAGGAGGAUUUCUGUGAGCACCUCAGUGUUUUGUCCAGCAGGCCUCGUCCUACAACCAUCGUCGGGCCCAGGAUGGACAGUGAACAGCAGCGCAAGGUCUACGAGCGCCUUGCGCUCUACCGCAUCAGAGCAUCCAAGAUGACACAGGGAGUGUCCAUGGACGAGCUGGAUGACAUGACUCUGAGAAAGGAAUGCCUCCCGGAAGCUCUUGAGGAGAUGUAUUACUUCAGUGACUACGACCAUGAUGACACCAUUGAUUGGUACUUCGACCCUGACCACUCGGUCCACUCCUACUUGAGCGACUACCACCGCCUUGUCCUUAAAAAUGGAGAUGGCACGAGGUACCUUGACUGGGAGAAGUACUGCUCAUGGUUUACUACCUACGAAACAGAUGAAGAGUAUCUCAAGUACUUUGAAGAAAUAUCAAAGAAGAUCAAGUGGAUUAAACGUUACAUGGAAUUUGAACGAGGAUCUCCUGAGUGGAUAGAGAUGGAAGCUAGAGGAUUUCGGCAAGCAGUGGAGAUCGCGGUAGACUUUCCCCACAUGAGCUUUGAUUUAGCUUCUACUGCAUACACGGAUCAUAUUUUUAACACGAGAUUUGAUUAUUUUGACCGUGAAGAAAUUGAUCCUCUUGUUUUUGAGAUUUGGAAGCGUGUCACUAAGCAAAAGAUUACAUUCAGACAGGCUCUGGAACAAAUCCAGCAAGAGAACAUGUUCCCUCGACAGGAGAAGUGUAUACAAUUUGUACUGGAUAAUACUAGUAUCUAUACUCGUUUGCAAUCAACUUUCGAUACUUGCGUGGAAGACAUCUCCGAUGAGACUCCAGAGGAUGAAGGCCGUAGGUUAAUUACAAUGGCGGUUUGGAGCAAGCUUCACAAAGAGAAGACAUGGAAUGAGUAUAUUAUGAGGAAGGUAGAGAUUGCUAAACACAUUGGGUUGGAUCUCCAAGUAUGUAUCCAUCUUGCAUAUCCUCGAAAUUUCCUGUGACUGUACAUGUUUAUUCGUCUUAAAGAAAACCGAUGCCUCGUUCACCUUGCAGGCUACAUGUAUCCGAAUUUAAGACCCAGAAGGAUGUGGACUGUUGUUGUCGAACAAAAUAUCGUUCGUUGCUCACUUGGAUGCAAAUUAAGAUGUAUCCGUGUAGUAUAUGCUGAUAGUGCAUUGAGUUGGAACGCGGUGAUUCGGUGCCCAGAUGCACCUGGGCAUGGACAGUAAAUUCAAACUUUGAAAAGGAACACUGUUUGGACCCAAUUUUGUAUUUUUGCCUAGAGGUCCGCAAAUUUCCAAAUACCACGAAACUUUGCACGCUCCUUGUGCAGUUGAGCA
Messenger RNA from Triticum aestivum (bread wheat), 1666 nucleotides. RefSeq lists its product as uncharacterized. The coding region runs from base 176 to 1327 and encodes 383 amino acids. The transcript is spliced from 10 exons. NCBI's taxonomy places the organism in Eukaryota, Viridiplantae, Streptophyta, Magnoliopsida, Poales, Poaceae. The record is from RefSeq and is a predicted model, not a curated record.